This is a messenger RNA of Coccidioides immitis RS, 513 nucleotides long. RefSeq lists its product as uncharacterized. The record is from RefSeq and is a predicted model, not a curated record. The coding region runs from base 1 to 513 and encodes 170 amino acids. Lineage: Eukaryota; Fungi; Ascomycota; Eurotiomycetes; Onygenales; Onygenaceae. The transcript is spliced from 3 exons.
AUGGCUUCACCCGAAUCUGGACCCCGCCGUAAUGGAACCCCCACCGCUAUCAUCAUCGAAGAUACGGAUGCAGAGAUGGCCGAACCUCAGUCCCCGCUGCGAAAGCUACGAAGAAAGAGACCCCUUGCGAACUAUAGCUUCCCGGCGUACGACGCUCUGUUUAAAGACCUGGCGCUUCCUGAUGGCUCUGCGUCCACAGCGUCGCAGCCACUGAAGAAACGCAAAAUGCCCAGCUUGGAAAUGGUUUUGGAAACAGCGAACCAGGGAAUUCACAGAGUAUUCGAAGCAGAGUCCGCGACAAUCAGGGAGCUGGAAGAAAAAGUGCGCUACCUGGAGGAGCAGAACACCGAGCUUGAAACCAAGCACCGUGCAGAGCUGAUCGUGAAACAUGAGCAGAUCCACAAGCUUGAGGCUGAAGUCAGGGAGCUGGAGCGUCGAUGUUUUGCCCAGGAUGCCUCUCUCCUGAACCAAGGACCUGUGGAUGGUGUCGUCAAGAAUUCACUGGUUAUAUAA